Molecule: messenger RNA, 444 nt
Organism: Helianthus annuus (common sunflower)
Lineage: Eukaryota; Viridiplantae; Streptophyta; Magnoliopsida; Asterales; Asteraceae
Product: proton pump-interactor 1-like
Exons: 3
Coding region: 1-444 (147 amino acids)
Source: RefSeq, a predicted model, not a curated record
AUGUCGGAGUGGAAUAGUAAUAAAGCGUUCAGGGAAGUUUUUAGCAUGUUGCUGAAAGAUUUGAGAAGCUACGUAAAGAAGGUUGGUAAAUGCAGUAUUACUCUAAACGAGGAGAAACAAAUCAUCAGAGAAAUAAAACAACUUCAAGGGACGAGGGAUAAGGUUAUUGCAAACGCUGCUAUGAGGGCUGAAGUUCAAAAAUUUGUUGGUGAAAAAGAUGCCAUUCAAGACCAGGUCAAAUCUAUUGGCGUUGAUCUUGACGGGGUCCGCAAGGAUCAUCAAGCUAUCAAGGCCAAACUUAAGACACUCGAGACUGAAAAGGAGGCCAUAAACAAUGUGAUUGCUUCUUUAGAGGAGGAAUUGUGUGUAGUGAUCGAGAAAAAGGAUAAGGCCUAUCACAAAAUUAGUGAGCUGAGGAAUAAACGUGAAGAAGAGGUAUGUUAG